AUGAUAUCUAUAAUUAAAGAAAAAGAGACUACUGAGGUGCCUACUUGGUUCGUGAUUGUGCUUCAUGGUGUUUUUCAUAAAGAAUUUCAUGUGCUUUGUGUUAGCGAUGAUUUCUUCUCGUGUAGUUGCAUGAUGUUCGAGAGUAAAGGAUUCAUCUGUUCUCAUAUUUUGAGGGUAUUCAAGUUUUUUGAUAUAUUAGAGCUUCCCGAUAAGUACAUAUUAAGUCGGUGGGAACGAAAAACAAGGAGAUUUGAUCAUUCAAAAUCCAAGGAUAUUGGUCAUAAUUUCAUGGAAUGGAACGGGAGAAUGCAUUCAUUGUUUUUGAGAAUGUCAUACCAAGCUUCAAAGAGUGCGGUUGCACGUAGCCUAAUGGAGGACAUGUUUGAACAAAACAUGGACAAAAUCUACGAGGCUUCAAUGAGAGAAGAAAUUUCCAAAGAUGGUGAUAUCUUUAAAAAUGUAGAAAGUUCCAUUGGAAACUUGAAAGGUCUAAAGAUGAAAGAAGGAAAACGGCGAACAAAAAGAAUGAAGCCCUUACAUGAGGUUCGAAAGAAGAAAACCAAGAAAUUUAAUGUGCAAGUUGAAGAGAUCAAAUCUAAUGGCUACAAAUUCACAGCAGAGUUACUGUUUCAGGAAGAGCUUGAUGAACCACGAGUGGAGGCGGACGCCAUCGGAGGAAGUGAGCCAGACAUCCUCGUAGAGGAGGCGGAGCCUGGCGGGGGUGAUUACGUAGGAUCUGGCGAGCCCGGGCAAGACCGGAACGUAGACGAGCUUCUCCUGAAAGGCGACAAGCAACGCCAUGCCGGCCACCGCAAUCCCGCCAGCACCUUACACGGGGAUACAGGCCUAUUGAUGACGGGGCUUGAGAUUAGGGCUUUCAAGCGAAAUUCUGAAAGAGGGGAAGAUGAGAACGAAAGGACGGGAGAAGCGAAGAAGAAGGAGAAACCAAUUGGAGAGUUCAUAUCCAACGGAGCUCACCCAAUGGAAGAUGGCCUUCUUAAUGAGCUCUCUCCCUUUACUUUAUCGCCAGUUUCUGCUUGCUCCGCACAUGCUACAUCUCGGCCUUUCAUUGAUAUUCUUUGA
Molecule: messenger RNA, 1083 nt
Organism: Striga asiatica
Lineage: Eukaryota; Viridiplantae; Streptophyta; Magnoliopsida; Lamiales; Orobanchaceae
Source: the annotation of a GenBank genome assembly